AUGUCCUCUUCCGACCCUACGGAUACUCCCUCCAACUCCAAAGAUGGCAGCGAGCUAAUGGACCCCAAGAAUCUAUUGGACCCGAAGAUGCUAAUUUUUCCGGGUGAUAAAACACCAGAAGAGGCCCGUCUAGAGCGAGAAGGAUGUAUCCGGACUCUUCAAGUGUUUCGAUACAAUCUCUUUCAAAAAGAGUCAAAGGUCCACCAAGUUGAUGCCUUUGCUGACCUACUCUACUAUGAAGAGGAGAUACGAAGAAAUUGUCAAGAGGAAAUUGCUUUAAAGCAAAAGCUCAAGGACGAUCUAGAUAUCUGGGGCCCUGAUCUCCCUAGCUUUGACAAAGAAAUGAGCAGACUCCAUCAGGAAAAUUGGUUAAGCACACGAUACUGGUGGUAUACCCGUGGUUGGAUUAUCGGUAAUUCUGGGCCCUUAUAA
Penicillium manginii is the source of this 432-nucleotide messenger RNA. RefSeq lists its product as uncharacterized. The record is from RefSeq and is a predicted model, not a curated record. Bases 1 to 432 code for a protein of 143 amino acids. Lineage: Eukaryota; Fungi; Ascomycota; Eurotiomycetes; Eurotiales; Aspergillaceae. The transcript has a single exon.